GGUUCCCAGGAGGUGCAGGGGCUUCAGGGUUCGCUGAGUCCUGCCCAGGACCCUUCAAGCUGCUGGGCCCACCGCCCCUGUCCACUCCCCUGCACCCGCCACCCCGCUCCUUGUCACUCAGCCAGGAGUGGCAGUUCCUGAGCGCCGCCCCCCUCCAACCUCCCGCCUCCAACCCCAAGCCAAGAAUCCGAUUGGCUGAGCCUGUCUGGGCGCCCUAUCUCAGGACAGCCAAUCAGAGGCUGCCCUAGGCCAAUGCUCUUUCUUCUGGUCCAAUAGACGGGGGCAGCAGGGCGCGGGGGGCGGGAACCGCUUCCCCAUAUGGUGCGGCUCGGAGCGGAGUCCCCCGACGAUCGCCUCGGGUUUCCGGUGCCGUCGUUGCCCUUCCCAUUAGGGUCCAUGAGGACCGCGGUGGAGACGAGGGCGCUGGGUGCCCAGGCGGGCCAGGGCCCGGACACCAAAGGGGGCGGCCCCGAGGACCCCCCGAGCCCGGAGCGCCCCGCGGACGCCCCGAGCCCCGAGCACCCCGCGCUCCCGCGCCUGCCGCGCCGCCCGCAGCUGCUGGAGGAAGACGGAAGCCCGCACGGCGACGACGGGGCGGCCGCGGCGGCCGAGGGGAGCGAGCCGGCGCCGGAGGACCCCGCGGUGGGCGCUGCGGCCGCCGGAGAGGCCAGCCCCGGGCCCAAGGCGGCGGCCGGCGGGGCGCCGCACAUCGGCUUCGUGGGCGAGCCCCCCCCGUACGCGCCGCCCGACCCCAAGGCCGUGCACCUGCUGUACCCGCCCUUCCCGCAGGUGCCGGUGGUCUUCCAGCCCGCGCCUGCGCCCGCCGCCUUGUACCCGCCGCCGCCCGCCCCGCAGCCGCUCUUCCCGCAGCCCGCAGCCGCCGGCGCCGUCUUCCCCUUCCCCGUGUACAAUGGCCCUGUGGCAGGCGUGGCCGCCCCCGCGGCCGUGGAUCGCAGGCCUGUGCCCAAGGACUACAUGGUGGAGUCGGUGCUGGUGACCCUCUUCUGCUGCCUGCUCACCGGGUGCAUUGCCAUCGUGUACUCCUACGAGACCCGCGCAGCCCUGGGCAGGGGCGACCUGAGCCAGGCCGAGGCGGCUUCGCGGAAGGCCCGCGCCCUCGUGCUCUUCAGCCUGCUGUUUGGGUUCUUCGUGUCCACCAGCUGGGUCAUCUACGUGGUGGUGGCCCUCUACCUGCCCUGAGCCCGGCCGCGCCUCCGUCCCUGACACCUGCGGAGGGGACCCAGGGGCCAGGAGAGGGCGGCUUUGCUGUGGCUUUGGGCAGUGGCCUCUGAGCUCAGACCUCUGCGGGACUGGGGCACCCACCUGAGCCAGGUGUCCUCGGUGCCUCCCCCAAGGCGGCCCUGGGGCCCUGGCCUUCACCCUCCCCCGGGCACUGUUCUGAGGGACCUUGCGGCCGUCCGACUGCCAACCCCACCUCCAGCCGGGCUGGCGCGACUUUGCCAGGAGCUUCCAUCCCCGUCGGCUCACGCGUCCUGGGAUGUGUGCCGUGCAGCGGGGGCGGUAUUGGAUGUGUUUCUCGGACGCCCAUCGCGUGGAGCCUUUGGCCCGGGGCCCAUCCGCUCCUGGGUCUCCCCCUCAGGACGCCCGCAACCGCGUCAGGAGCCCCGAGGACUCCCUGUGUGGGCUGCGGCCCCAGGCUGCCACGCCCUCUCCCCCUGGCAGCUGCCUGUGUGAGCCUGGGUGUGUCAGUGGGUGAAAGCAAGGGCACAUCAGCUGGAUGCUGCCUCCACGGCGCGCGCCCUCCCUCCGUGGCUGACCGGACACGGCCCCGCUCGCGGCUCACCACGCGGCCCAGCUCGUGGCGCUGGCUGGUUUGCACAGGUGCACCUGCCUGGAGCGGAUUCCAUGGCUCACUUUGACCUGAGCCCCCGCCCCCACUCCCUUGUGAACCUCGGGGGCAGUCGACCUUGGGUGGAUCAAGCCCACCAGCGUCUGUGAGGGUCCUGGCCAUUUAAAGUCCUUUGGCUCUCUGCUAAGUUUUAGAAUCUAUUGUCAGCUUUCACACACGCUAAGGAUUUUUGCCUGGUGUGGUUUUAUAUCCGGACUAAUUUGUGGACCAUUACAAUAAACACAGUGAAUUCUCUUAUUUA
Molecule: messenger RNA, 2111 nt
Organism: Oryctolagus cuniculus (rabbit)
Lineage: Eukaryota; Metazoa; Chordata; Mammalia; Lagomorpha; Leporidae
Source: RefSeq, a predicted model, not a curated record